AUGGAGGAAUAUAAGCCGAAGUCCAGGACCGAAGAUUUGGACAUGGAAGAGGAGGAUUAUGAUUUGAAGAAAAGUCGGCGAGAUCGUGAUCGGAGUAAGGAGCGGAAGAAGGAGAAGGGUUCGGAGAAGCGCCGAGAGAAGGACAAACGGAAGAGACGGUCUGAGAGAGUUAAGAGUAGUGAUUCUGAAGAUGAGCUCGAUAGAGAUGGUGAUGAUGAUGAUGAAGAGAGGGAGAGGCGUAGAGAGAAGGAGCGGAGACGGAGGGAUAGGGAGAGGUCGAAGAGACGGUCAGAGAGGAAGAAGAGUAGCGAUUCUGAAGAUGACGAUGAAGAAGAGGAUGAGAGGGAUAAACGCCGAGCGAAGGAGAAGGAGAGAGGACACCGAGAACAUGAGAGAGAUAGGGGCAAAGAUCGGAAAAGGGAUAGAGAUAGAGAGAGAGAGGAGAGAAAGGAGAAAGAAAGAGAAAGGGAGAAGGAUAGAGAGAGGAGAGAGCGGGAACGAGAGGAGAGGGAGAAGGAGAGAGUAAAAGAAAAAGAAAGAGAAAAGCGGGAACGGGAAAGGGAAGAUGGAGAGAGGGAUAGGAGAGAACGUGAGAAAGAAAGGGGUAGGAGGAACCGGGAAAGGGGUAGGUCACGAGAGGAUGGAAAUGAAGAGAGUGAUGAUGAUGUUAAGCGUGAUUUGAAGCGUAGAAGAAGAGAGAGUGGAGAACGGAAGGAGAAGGAGAAAGAGAAAGAGCGUGAAAAGAGUGUUGGUAGAUCUGGCAGGCAUGGAGAUGACAAUGGAGAUAGUCCAAGGAGAAAGAGUGGCGAGGAGGAUGGUGAAAAGAAAGAGAAGAAAACCCGUGAGGAAGAACUAGAGGAUGAGCAGAAGAAGUUGGAUGAUGAGGUUGAAAAACGAAGGAGAAGAGUUCAGGAGUGGCAAGAGCUGAAGAGGAAAAAGGAGGAAGCUGAAAGUGAAAGUAAGGGUGAUGCGGAUGAUAAAGAGCCGGCCGGUAAGGCUUGGACGCUUGAAGGAGAAUCUGAUGAUGAAGAAGGCCAUCCGGAAGAAAAUACAGAAGCAGAGAUGGAUGUUGAUGGAGAGACUAAACCCGAAAAUGGUGGAGAUGCCAAGAUGGUAGACUUGGAGAUUGAGACAGCUACUGUUGUCUCUGAGAAACAAGGUGAUGGAGCUGCAGAUGAAGAGGAAAUUGAUCCUUUAGAUGCUUUUAUGAAUGCUAUGGUAUUGCCCGAGGUUGAGAAGCUUAGCAACAAUGCUCCUCCGCCAGAAGUUAACGAUGGUAUUUUGGAUUCUAAUAAGAAUGGGAAGGUACGUGGUGACCACCCGAAGAAAGGUUUUAAUAAGGCCCUUGGUAGGAUAAUUCAAGGUGAAGAUUCCGAUUCUGAUUAUUCAGAACCAAAGGAUGAUGAUGAUCCAAGUUUAGAAGAAGACGAUGAGGAGUUCAUGAAGAGAGUAAAGAAGACAAAAGCAGAAAAAUUGUCUCUUGUUGACCACUCAAAAAUGGAUUAUGAACCUUUCCGGAAGAACUUCUAUAUUGAAGUGAAGGAUAUCUCAAGGAUGACACCAGAUGAAGUUGACGCUUACAGAAAGGAAUUGGAGCUGAAAGUUCAUGGAAAGGAUGUACCAAGACCCAUAAAAUCGUGGCACCAGACUGGACUAACCAGCAAAAUUUUGGAUACCUUGAAGAAGCUGACGUAUGAAAAGCCGAUGCCUAUCCAAACACAAGCACUCCCAAUCAUCAUGAGCGGCCGAGACUGCAUUGGAGUCGCUAAAACCGGGUCAGGUAAAACGUUAGGUUUUGUUUUGCCAAUGUUGAGACAUAUCAAGGAUCAGCCUCCCGUGGAAGCUGGUGAUGGGCCAAUUGGGCUUGUGAUGGCACCCACUAGGGAGCUUGUUCAGCAGAUUCACAGCGAUAUCAAAAAGUUUUCCAAGCCAUUGGGAAUAAGAUGUGUUCCUGUGUAUGGAGGAUCAGGAGUUGCGCAGCAAAUUAGUGAGCUAAAACGAGGGACUGAGAUUGUUGUAUGCACUCCCGGGAGGAUGAUUGACAUUCUUUGCACAAGCGCUGGAAAAAUCACCAAUCUGCGGAGGGUCACAUUUUUGGUAAUGGAUGAAGCUGAUCGUAUGUUUGACAUGGGUUUCGAGCCUCAAAUUACUCGUAUUAUUCAAAAUAUUCGACCUGGUCGGCAGACUGUGCUCUUUUCUGCCACUUUUCCACGUCAAGUUGAGACUUUGGCGCGUAAAGUCUUGAACAAGCCUGUGGAGAUACAGGUUGGUGGAAGGAGCGUCGUGAAUAAGGAUAUAACUCAGUUGGUCGAAGUCAGACCGGAGAGUGAGAGGUUCUUUAGAGUUCUGGAACUUCUUGGGGAAUGGUAUGAGAAAGGAAAAAUUUUGAUUUUUGUCCAGUCACAGGAGAAAUGUGAUUCCUUGUUUAAAGAUAUGAUAAAAAAUGGUUACCCUUGUCUAUCUCUUCACGGGGGUAAAGAUCAGACGGAUCGUGAAUCAACGAUAUCUGAUUUUAAGAGCAAUGUCUGCAAUUUGCUGAUUGCCACAAGUAUUGCAGCCAGGGGUCUAGAUGUGAAAGAGCUUGAGUUGGUUGUAAACUUUGAUGCACCGAACCACUAUGAAGACUAUGUGCAUCGCGUUGGCAGGACAGGCAGGGCAGGGCGGAAAGGAUGUGCUGUGACAUUUAUCUCUGAAGAAGAUGCAAAAUAUGCACCAGAUUUAGUCAAGGCCCUGGAACUUUCUGAGCAGCCAGUUCCCGAUGAUCUGAAAGCAAUUGCUGAUGGUUUCAUGUCUAAAGUGAAACAGGGUCUUGAGAAAGCUCAUGGAACUGGCUAUGGAGGUAGUGGUUUUAAAUUCAACGAAGAGGAGGAAGAAGCGAAGAAAGCAGCCAAGAAAGCACAAUUGAGGGAGUAUGUCUUUGAUGAAGACAAGUCUGACUCAGACGAUGAGAAUGAUGUAGUAAGAAAGGCAGGUGGUGAUAGCUUACAGUCACAGCAGCAGGCUGCUAUUGCUCAUGUGGCCGCCAUUGCCGCUGCAGCUAAAGCUAAUGCUGCAGCGAGUGCUCCUGCGGCUGCUAACCCAUUGCUGCCAGGUCUCCUUCCGGUUGCUGUUCCUGGGCAACUUAAUGACGGGGCAGGUCGUGCUGCAGCCAUGGUUGCUGCCAUUAACCUGCAACAUAACCUGGCAAAGAUUCAAGCUGAUGCGAUGCCUGAACACUAUGAAGCAGAGCUGGAGAUCAACGAUUUCCCACAAAAUGCUCGCUGGAAGGUCACCCACAAAGAAACUUUGGGUCCAAUAUCAGACUGGACUGGAGCCGCCAUUACUACCAGGGGUGAGUUUCACCCGCCAGGACGUAAGCCGGGACAAGGGGAACGCAAGCUCUACUUGUUUAUUGAAGGGCCUAGCGAAAAAUCGGUUAAGAACGCGAAAGCUGAACUCAAGCGUGUUCUUGAAGACAUUACAAAUCAGGCUAUGUCACUUCCUGGAGGAUCACAACCCGGCAAAUACUCUGUCCUAUAA
Messenger RNA from Microthlaspi erraticum, 3519 nucleotides. Lineage: Eukaryota; Viridiplantae; Streptophyta; Magnoliopsida; Brassicales; Brassicaceae. The record is from the annotation of a GenBank genome assembly.